Leishmania mexicana MHOM/GT/2001/U1103 is the source of this 702-nucleotide messenger RNA. RefSeq lists its product as hypothetical. Bases 1 to 702 code for a protein of 233 amino acids. The record is from RefSeq and is a predicted model, not a curated record. Lineage: Eukaryota; Euglenozoa; Kinetoplastea; Trypanosomatida; Trypanosomatidae. The transcript has a single exon.
AUGAUUGUAAGGCCACGAGUGGCACAGCGGCAGGAGGCCUUGUGGCAACUCGAGGGACUGCCUCACGACGUGCUUCGUUGUAUGCUGCGCGACGUUCAGGCGCAGCUGCAAGAGGAACGGCGCGCCUUUGCUCAAGAAAGGAAAGAGCUCGAACAUGUUCAGCUGCGGCUGGCCAAGCUAAAGAGGGACUUGGAGAUCGCGCAGAGGCAGCGAGAGCAGCAGCGUCAACACGCAAGCAAAGAUGCCGAAGCUGCCGCACGCACGUCCCGGCUACUGCGGGCAGCGAGACGGCGAGAACAGGAGUAUGAGGAGGCGAUUGCGCGAACUCUAGACGAGAUUUAUCAGCUUCGUUGCGGCAACCGCGACGGGGCCGCCUCUCCCACGUCGGUGCCGGUCAUUUCGGCCGGUGUGGACGUUCUUUCGAUGAACUCACCUGGACCGCACCGCGCGGACGUGUCUACCGAGGCGAGAGUGCCUCCGACCUCCGCGCGGGAGUCGAGUCGCGCCGCCGCCGCCGCGAGAGCAUCGAAUGAGGAGCAGCGGCGCUCAGUGCUCUUACACAAACUGGCUCAUUGCGUAGCGCGCGUGGAGCGUGAGAAUCGAAUGCUUCGGAGCAACAUCGACGUCUUGAGCCGUGGCGACGCUUCCUCUGUGAGGCUCUAUCACGAGUUGGAGUCGCUUCGUUCUUCACAGGUUGCGUGA